AUGACCAACGACGAAAACCCAGAGUUCCACGAAAUCAUUCGCCUGCUUCAUCAGGCCCGGAGCAUCUCUAUCAAGGCAGCGGAGAAUGAGAUUUCAAGUAGUGGGAACAUUUUGAAGCAGCUUGAGACUAUAAGUCAGGCCCUUCAAGCCCAAGGUCMCCCUCGCGAGGCAACCGCCAUAAACGAUGUCCUCAUCCUUUGCAAGCAGCCCGCGGAACUAGGUGGGUUGGGUCUAGACACAAGUCGGCCACUAGAUAAGAACGAAGAGGCAGAGAUAUCAUUUCUGGUAACCGCAUGGCUGGAGGCCCUUAACUCGGCGGACAGAGCCAAAGCUAAGCCAGAGCCACUGAGCAUUCGGCCAGCAGGUCGUCGCGGUAUGACAUUAAGCGAAAAGAUCUUUGCGAUGCAUGAUGUGGCGCAAAAGGGAUAUGUGAAAGUUGGAGAUCUCAUUCGGGUAGAUGUGGAUUGGGUUAUAGCCUCGGAGGCUUCAUGGGCGGGUAUGGCAGCAACGUAUAACCGCUUAGGUCAGCCUGGAAUCUUUCGCAAUGAUAGAUUCUGGCUUGCUGGAGAUCACGUUGUAGACCCUCGAGUCAAAGACGUGCCUCAGGUCAGAGCCCUCAUCGAUGCUAGCGAAAGAGCCAAAAGAGUUUUCAAAAUGACAGAGUAUCAAGGAAUGAACUACACCAUCAUGCACACUGAGUUUUAUCGGGAAAGAGCUCAGCCGGGGAUGCUUAUAAUAGGGUCUGACUCUCACACCUGCUCUAGCGGCGCGCUUGGGUGCCUUGCAAUUGGCCUAGGUGCUGCGGACGUCACCUUGCCCUUGGUAACAGGAGAAACAUGGUUCAAAGUUCCGGAAUCCGUUAACGUUAAGUUGAUUGGGUCCCCUAAGCCGGGAAUAGGGGGUAAAGAUGUGAUCCUGUACAUUUUGCAGCAAUUGAAAAGGAAUACCGUUGCAUCAGAAAGAAUCGUGGAGUACACCGGUCCAGGUCUUCAGUAUCUAUCAUCUGAUGCUCGAUUCGCCAUUUCCAACAUGACCACGGAACUGGGAGGUAUCACAGGCAUAUUUGUUCCCGAUGAAGUCACUCUCAACUUUGUGCAGAAGCGCCUCCAUCCGCGACACAAAGAUAGCAGUAUCUUUCUGAAACCAGACGACGAUGCUCAAUAUGCAGACACCUAUGAGAUUGACCUUGGAAAUGUCCAUUCUUUUAUCGCCAAGCAUCCAAAGCCAGACGACGUCGUACCUGUGGCAGAAUGCGAAACCAUGGCUCUGGAUGGAUGUUUUAUUGGUGCCUGCACUACAACCGAGGAAGACCUGAUUUUAGGGGCGUUAGUACUGGAGCAAGGUCUAAAAUCAGGCUUGGAGCCGGUGACUAGAGGAAACCGGAGGGUUGUUCCAGGAUCACUGCCAAUUCAUCGAAGACUGCGCGAGCUCGGAUUGCUGGAAAUUUACGAGGCUUGUGGAUUCAAGAUAGGAGUACCCGGGUGCAGUUACUGCGUCGGAUCCUUUGCAUACCUUGCUUCUGCUGCCACCGUCGCCGCUUCAUCCUUUGAGAUGAAGGUCAGAGACCCGCACGAACUGAUAUCGAAAGUCAAUAUCGAGCACUUCAACUCACUCAAAGGAAUGAAAGCCGCUCCUACUCCGGACUAUCCUGAAAGGUCAACGCUGCCUUUAAAUUAUGUUGAGCCGAAUGGUUCCAGCAAUCCCACCUCGAAAGACUCGUCUCAGUCUAAGGCGCCGGACGCUACCGAUUCGCCUGGAAUCAGCAUUAACAAGGCGAAAGAGCCAGUGAAUUCCGUAAUGGAAGAUAAUGUUUUGAAAGGUAAAAUCCAGAGGUUAGGAGAUUACAUUGAUACAGAUGCGCUGGCACCAGCAGACUUCCUUGUAGAAAGUAGAACCAAUGAAGCAAUUGGCAAGCAUUGCUUAGAAUACACCCAUCCGGAUUUUCGACAGAGGGUACACGAUGGCUUCAAUAUUGUCGUCGCCGGUACAGGAUUUGGCUGUGGAUCAUCUCGCGAACAGGCGGUCAUGGCCUUGCUAGGUUGUGGCGUACAAUGUGUUAUUGCGAGAUCGUUUGCGUUCAUUUUCCAGCGCAAUAUGCCUAACCUCGGUCUUCUUGGGAUAACCAUUUCUGAUGAAGCCUUUUACGACUCGGCGACGGACGGCACGGACGUUUCAAUCAAUCUGAGCACUAAUGAAAUCGUACUCGGGCAAAGACGGAUAACUUUCGAACUGAGCCAGAUGGAAAAAGAGCUAUUCGACCAUGGCGGCAUCUCUUCAGCUUUCUCGAAAUUUGGCAAGAACCUGUUUGAAGCUAUGACAGCGCCGAAAAACCUAGCCAGAUCAGCGAAGAAUGCGAGUAGCGACAGUAACGCGCGUGCCCAAUUUCAAUGGUAG
Messenger RNA from Talaromyces amestolkiae, 2394 nucleotides. RefSeq lists its product as uncharacterized. NCBI's taxonomy places the organism in Eukaryota, Fungi, Ascomycota, Eurotiomycetes, Eurotiales, Trichocomaceae. Gene Ontology annotation, molecular function: hydro-lyase activity. The coding region runs from base 1 to 2394 and encodes 797 amino acids. The record is from RefSeq and is a predicted model, not a curated record. The transcript is spliced from 8 exons.